Molecule: messenger RNA, 2188 nt
Organism: Spea bombifrons (plains spadefoot toad)
Lineage: Eukaryota; Metazoa; Chordata; Amphibia; Anura; Pelobatidae
Gene: MGAT4D
Product: MGAT4 family member D
Exons: 15
Coding region: 395-1984 (529 amino acids)
Biological process (GO): protein N-linked glycosylation
Cellular component (GO): Golgi stack; endoplasmic reticulum; endoplasmic reticulum-Golgi intermediate compartment
Molecular function (GO): acetylglucosaminyltransferase activity
Source: RefSeq, a predicted model, not a curated record
CAGGGAGGGGCCGCCGGCCAGUUACCGUCAGCCGACAAGAAGCAGAAGAGGGAGCGCUAAGUCCGCAGAACACGCGGCGCGUUACAAAGAUCAUCAUAACCCACCUGAAGCAAAGGCGAGCGUAACAAAAGCCAGGUGGGAGGGAAUAAGAGACCGAGAAAUAACCAGGUUAGGCUGAUGUAGCCUAUAAGACCGUCAUACACGCCCCGCAGGUGGUUACUGGACCCGAAACAGAAAAUAGGGAAAUACACACUCGGCUACUUAUCUUAAACUCCAGCUGCUUGCAGGGAGGAAGGCAGAGGACGAGGCACCCCUGCGCGGUUGGUAUUGCCCCGAAUCUGCGAGAGGGUCCUGAGCCGGUGUGUGCGGGGCAGAGGCGGCCGGGCUAUGUGAGAUGAGGUGCAGGAAUGGCAGUGUGGUGACAGUCUUCGGUCUGGCGGCUCUCGUCUCCCUGUCGCUGUACACAGCAUGGCAUAGAGACAGAGGGUAUGGAAUAGACUCGUACGAAAAACAGUUUACAGAACUCCAGCAAAGGUUGUUUCACGCCGAACAAGAGAAUCGAAAGAGGUCUCAAGAUCUGAGCAAUGUGCUUGAUGAAAUAAAGCGAGCCGUAGCAGAGAAAAGAAAUGCUUUUGAGAAUCACACAGUUGAGGAGAUAAAAUGGAAAGUUAUGAAUCUGACCAGCAAGCUCCCCAUGCAGUUCUCAAACAUUUACAUGUUCCUGCCUCAUCUGCUGGGUCAUGAUGACAGUCUUCAGCCCAACGUGCUCUACGGACACGGGAGAACAGGGGUGUCAAUUGUCAUUGGUAUCCCGACAGUAAAGAGAGACAAACAGAGCUACUUGUUGGAUACUUUAAGUUCCCUUUUCUCAGAAAUGUCCACAGAAGAAAAACAAGACUGUGUGGUAAUUGUUUUCAUAGCAGAGGUCAAUUUACAAUAUGUUGAUGAUCUUGCUAACGGAAUAAAAGAGAGUUUUCCUCGUGAAAUACAGUCUGGUGUCCUUGAGAUCAUCUCUCCCCCAGCGUCUUACUACCCAGAUCUAAACAAUGUUAAGGAAACCUUUGGGGACUCCAAGGAGCGAGUGAGGUGGAGGACAAAGCAAAAUUUAGACUACAGCUUCCUGAUGUUGUACGCUCAACCAAAGGGUGUCUAUUACUUACAGUUAGAAGAUGACAUCGUUGCCAAACCCCAGUUUUUCCAGUACUUGAAGAAUUUUGCAGACCAACAACCUUCUGAUGACUGGAUGAUCCUUGAAUUUUCUCAGCUUGGGUUUAUUGGAAAGUUGUUCAAAUCUAAGGACCUGCCCCUUGUUGCAGAAUUUUUCUUGAUGUUUUACAGAGAUAAGCCCAUAGAUUGGCUCCUUGAUCAUUUUCUUUGGGUUAAAGUGUGCAAUCCUGAAAAAGAUGCCAAACACUGUGACCGUCAAAAGUCCAGUCUCCGCAUUAGAUAUCGGCCAUCUUUGUUUCAGCAUAUUGGGACACAUUCGUCAUUGAUUGGAAAAAUACAGAACCUAAAGGAUAAAGAUUUUGACAAGAAAGUUCUAUACAAGCCUCAUCCGAACCCUCCAGCAAAACUGAGCACCAGUUUAAAGGUCUACCAGCACUACACCCUAGAGAAGGCUUACACGGGCCAGGAAUGCUUUUGGUCAUUCUCACCUGUGGCAGGAGAUUACAUCCUCUUUGAAUUUGAGGAACCAUUAGUGCUAGUUGGGUACUUUUUCAAAAGUGGAAAUAUUGAGCAUCCAGGAGACAAGUUGUUUAACACAACAGUUGCAGUUUUACCUGUACAGAACAUUGAGAACCUUCCUGGCGGACUACAAAAAGAUGAAGAUGGCUUCGUACAAAUCGGCAAGUUUCUGAAUGGUAUCGCUGAAGGAGAAAUCAAUCGUUCUCUAGGGAAAAUCAAAGCAAUCCGCUUAAAGGUUCUCUCGGAGUCCCCGGUCUGGGCUUUGCUAAGUGAGAUAUUUAUCAAGGUGGGCAAGUGAAGGUAGGAGCGGUUUUUCAAGACUCCGGCACGACUCUUUUGGAGAGCUCGCCAUCUACUGGUGCUUUACGGGAACAGCAUCUUCUCCUGCAGCUCACAAAAGCAAAAUAAUGAAGGAAACAGAUGACCCUCUUUUACUCUGGAAAUGUAUUUAUGUGAAAAGGUUUUAUUUUUUCAGUUUCGUUUUGAUUUAGGAGAUGGACAG